CCACAUCGGCAUAGUGGAUGUUAGUUAAACAACCAAUAGUCGGUUUGCCUUCUUAAACCCACAUCGCCAUCUUUUCUUCCUGCAUUUCUGCUCUCAAAACUCUCAGUCUUUUCCCUCAAAAGCUCCGCCGUAGAGAAAGCCACUAUACGCUUUUCCCAAAAGGCUUGGGUUUUUUUUAGAGAGAGAUGAAGAUACAGUGCAAUGCUUGCGAGGUGGCGGAGGCCAAGGUGCUGUGCUGCGCGGACGAGGCGGCGUUGUGCUGGGCGUGCGACCAGAAGAUCCACGCCGCCAACAAACUGGCCAGCAAGCACCAGAGAGUCCCUCUCUCUUCCUCUUCCUCUUCCUCUCCCAUGCCCAAGUGCGAUAUCUGCCAGGAGAUGGUCGGAUACUUCUUCUGUCUGCAGGAUCGAGCUUUACUCUGUCAGAAAUGCGAUGUUGCCAUACACACAGUAAACUCGUAUGUUUCCAGUCACCAAAGGUUUGUGCUUACUGGUGUGAAAGUGGGGCUUGAAGCAACCAAACCAUGUAUCUCCACCUCCACCAAGGAAAUGUUGACUUCUGCGGAAACAGUUUCUGAAUCAGCAUCGUCGCGACCAAUAAACAAAAGUCCAGUAGGUCCGUUUGUUGGGGAGAUUAAACAAGCAUUGCCUGGUAAAGUUGACAGUAUUGGAACUGGUGUAUCAGGAAAAUUACCGUUAAUUCAAAAUGCUAACACCUCCGGUUCCGGGUUGAACUUGGAAGAAUUUCUUGGUUUUACUGACCCUAAUCAAAAUUUUGGGGUCUUGGAUCGCAUGUCGCCCAAGGUUUACAGCAGAUACUGCCUCUGAUUGUUUUUUUGGUUUGAAGCUGAUGGAGGAUGAUUCAGGAUUGAACCAAAUUUCAGAAGGCAGAUUGUGAUCAAGUUAUUUUACUUUUGUGAUCAAGUUAUGUGAGGUGAGGGAAUUAGGUAGGUGUAUUAGGCAAAUUAUGGUAAUUGGUAAGUUAGUAUGUAAUUUAGUUAGCAUUAGUUGGUAAUUAAUUACUCUUAACCUUUUUUUUGGUCAUUAAUUACUCUUAACCUAUAUACAUAGUUGCAUAUCUCUGAAUGUGGGGCAUGUAAUUUAGUUACCAUUGA
Pyrus x bretschneideri (Chinese white pear) is the source of this 1114-nucleotide messenger RNA. RefSeq names its product B-box zinc finger protein 22-like. Gene Ontology annotation, cellular component: nucleus. The record is from RefSeq and is a predicted model, not a curated record. Bases 186 to 827 code for a protein of 213 amino acids. Gene Ontology annotation, molecular function: zinc ion binding. Gene Ontology annotation, biological process: photomorphogenesis; regulation of DNA-templated transcription. The transcript is spliced from 3 exons. Lineage: Eukaryota; Viridiplantae; Streptophyta; Magnoliopsida; Rosales; Rosaceae.